GCUCAGUUUCAGCUCUGCCACUCCCAGCACGGGCCCCGGGAGCGCGCUGCGCGUCACCCUCGCCUACCAGCCACAAGGAAGGGAUACAGCGAGUGAGACAGGGAGUAGGAGUGGGGAAGUGCUGGGAUAUUGUUUUUUAAAUCGACAAGGAAGGAGAAGAGGUUCUUGGAGACUGCCCGUUCUUAAGUUUCGACUAAAACCGAGGCGCCCGGUGCUCGCUAUGGAGUAGAAGCCGAAGGCGAUGGAAACGCCGUGGAGAAGUUUGCUGGUGUUGCUCGGAGCUGCGCUGGUCGUGACUGCGGGCACACGGGGCAGGGAAGUGUGCACCGGGACAGAUAUGAAGCUGGCUCUGCCUUCCAGCAAAGAGAAUCACUACCAGAUGCUGCGGAUGCUAUACACAGGCUGCCAGGUGGUGCAGGGCAACCUGGAGAUCACCCACCUGCAGGGGGCGCAGGACCUCAGCUUCCUCCAGGGCAUUGUGGAGGUGCAGGGCUAUGUCUUGAUUGCCCACACCACCGUGGAGUCCAUCCCCCUGGAGAACCUGCGUAUCAUCCGGGGCUCCCAGCUCUACAAUAGCACCCUGGCCCUGGCCGUGCUGGACAACUCGGUGUCCCAGGAGGCUGGGCCAGGGCUCCGGCAGCUCAGACUGAGGAGCCUGACAGAGAUCCUGCUGGGGGGGGUGCGGAUUGCGGGUAGCCUCCAGCUCUGCUUCCCCAACAGCAUCCGUUGGACAGACAUCCUGGAUCAACAGAACAAAUUAAGGCAGAUUCUGGAUAUACAGGAGCGGCCUGCCAACUGCCCACCCUGCUCUGCCACGUGUCUGCCCCAGUCCUGCUGGGGAGAAGGAAACCAGGACUGUCAGACUUUGACAUACACUCCGUGUGCCUCCGGGUGUCGGCGCUGCAAGGGUCCCCAGCCCAGCGACUGCUGCCACAAGCAGUGUGCAGCCGGCUGCACGGGGCCCAAGGACACCGACUGCCUGGCUUGUCGCCAAGUCAACGACAGUGGGACCUGCAAGGAGGACUGCCCCCCUCCGACCGUCUACAACCCCGUCACCUUCCAGUCGGAGCCCAACAAGGACAGGAAGUACAGCUUUGGCGCCACUUGCGUCAAGGAGUGCCCAUAUAACUACCUGGCCACAGUGGUGGGCUCGUGCACGAUGGUCUGCCCCAAUCACACGCAGGAAGUGAUAGUGAACCGGGAGCAGAAGUGCGAGAAGUGUGACGGGGAGUGCCCUAAAGUGUGCUACGGGCUGGGGAUGGGAUCUCUACAGGGGGUCUCGUCAGUGAACCCCUCCAACAUCGGCCUGUUCCGGGGCUGUGCCAAGAUCUUCGGCAGCUUGGCCUUCCUGGCGGAUACCUUUGCUGGUGACCCAGCCACCAACAAGUCAGGCCUGGAUGUGAGCCAGCUUAGCGUAUUUAAAGACCUGACGGAGAUCACAGGGUACCUGUAUAUUGAAGCCUGGCCCGAUAGCCUGAGAGACCUCGGUGUGUUCGAGAACCUGGCGGUCAUCCGGGGCCGGAUGCUGUACAGGGGCGUGAUCUCGCUGGGCGUCCAGUCGGUCCAGGUGGAGUCCCUCGGGCUGCGGUCACUGCGAGAGGUCAGCGGCGGGCUGGUCCUCCUCCAUAACAACACCAACCUCUGCUACACCCCCUCUCUGCCCUGGGGGACCAUCCAGCAGCCACACGCCCAGCAGCUCAUUGACACCCACAACAAGCCCCCCAACGUCUGCGCGGCGGAAGGGCGGGUUUGCUACCACCUCUGCACCAAUGGCAGCUGCUGGGGGCCGGGGCCAAGCCAGUGUGUGUCAUGUGACGGAUUUCUGCGAGGGUCUGAAUGCGUCAAGGAGUGUAACAUCUCCCAGGGGGAUAUUCGGGAGUACAUUGAUGGCCUGCGCUGUGUUCCCUGUCACCCAGAGUGUAAACCCCAAAACGACACUUCCUGCGAUGGACCGGGGGCGGACCAAUGCAAAGAAUGCCAGAACUUCCAGGAUGGGGACAGCUGUGUGGCACGCUGCCCCAGUGGAGUCAAGGAUGGCCACUAUACCAUCUGGAAGUACCCUGAUGAGAAAGGGCAGUGCCAGACCUGUAGCACCAACUGCACCCACUCAUGCAGCUUGCUGGAUGAGAGAGGCUGUCCCAUCGACCAGAAGGCUGGGCCGGCAACGUCAAUUGCAGCCGCGGUGGGCGGGGUCCUGCUCUUCCUGAUCCUGGUGGCCCUGCUUGUUGCCUACCUGAGGAGGAAGCACUACCUGAAGAGGAAGGAGACCAUGAGGAGGCUCUUGCAGGAGCAUGAGCUGGUCGAGCCCCUAACUCCCAGCGGCGCAGUGCCUAACCAGGCCCAGAUGCGAAUCCUGAAGGAGACGGAGCUGAAGAAGGACAGGGUGCUCGGCUCUGGGGCGUUCGGCACGGUCUACAAGGGCUUUUGGACUCCGGAUGGAGAGAAUGUGAAGAUCCCUGUGGCCAUCAAGGUGUUGAGAGAGAACACCUCCCCCAAGGCCAACAAGGAUAUUCUGGAUGAGGCCUAUGUGAUGGCGGGAGUGGCCAGCCCCUACGUGUGCCGCCUGUUGGGCAUCUGCUUGACCUCGACGGUGCAGCUCGUCACCCAGCUGAUGCCAUACGGCUGCCUGCUGGAGUACGUCCGCGAGCACAAGGACCGCAUCAGCUCCCAGAACCUGCUCAACUGGUGUGUGCAGAUCGCCAAGGGCAUGAGCUACCUGGAAGACGUGCGGCUGGUUCACAGGGACCUGGCGGCCCGGAACGUGCUGGUGAAGAAUCACAACCACGUCAAGAUCACCGACUUCGGCCUGGCGCGCCUGCUGGACAUCGACGAGACCGAGUACCACGCUGACGGGGGCAAGGUGCCCAUUAAAUGGAUGGCGUUGGAGUCCAUUAUGCAUAGGAGAUUCACUCACCAGAGUGACGUGUGGAGCUACGGGGUGACAGUCUGGGAGCUGAUGACGUAUGGGGCCAAGCCCUAUGACCAGAUCCCCGCCCGGGAUAUCCCCGAGCUGCUGGAGGGGGGGGAGCGUCUCCCACAGCCCCUCAUCUGCACCAUCGACGUCUACAUGAUCAUGGUCAAAUGCUGGAUGAUCGACCCAGAGAGUCGUCCCAAAUUCCGAGAGCUGGUGACAGAGUUCAGUACCAUGGCCAGAGACCCCUCCAAAUAUGUGGUCAUACAGAAUGACGGGCAGAUGAGCCUGUCCAGCCCGCUGGACAGCGAGUUUUACCGGACGCUGAUGGCAGAAGAGGGAGACAUGCGGGACCUGCUGGACGCAGAGGAGUACUUGGUGCCUCAGCCAGUCUUCUUCAGGGGGGGAGACCAGAGCAAUGGGCCCACGCGUCACCCCUCCCACAGGAGCACGGACCAGGCCCUGGAAGGGGACGGCCCUGUGGGAGGGCGGAGCCUGUACCCAUCCGUGAGCACGCUGGGGCGGAGCCAGGGCCCCACGCUGCCCGGCGGAGGAGCAUGGGGAGGCCAGUACCCCUCCCUGGCCCGCAGCGUGUCGCAGCGGUCUGCAGGGGACCAGUCGGACUCGGUGUUCCUGGACGGGGAUGGGGGUGGCCCCUGCAGCCCGGGGAGCACGGUGCUGCGGUACUGCGAGGACCCCACUCUCGGCCCCGGCAGCGACUCUGAUGUGGAGGCUGAUGGGUACGCACACCCCCCCAGCGCUGCCCCGCAACACGAGUACAUAAACCAGCCCAUGGGUGGGAACAGAGGCGGCACGGAGCGGCCCAGUACUCUGCCCCGCAGGUCUCACGGAGCGCCCCGCUUUGCCAACGGGCUGGCGCCGGGCAACAGUGUGGAGAACCCCGAGUACUUGGUACCCAUGGGCAGUGCUGUGCCUGCCUUCGACAACCCCUACUACCUGGACCUGGGCGCCAAGGCGGCGGGCGGACAUGCUGAGGGAGCGCCCACAAGGCUUGCCAAUGGCUUUGUCACGCCAACCGCGGAGAACCCCGAGUACCUGGGGCUGGCGGAGACCUGGAGCGGACCGAGGGAACCCUGAUACCGGCACACAGGCAAGAGCUGAGCACACCAAACAGACUUGUGAACCCUGAACUUUUGUAGAGAUGGGGCUUGUUUUUACGGGCAGGGCCUGUACGAGGAAGGAGCUGUGGCUGUUCUGCUCGGUGUCUGGUCCAGAUGGUGUACCUUCCCAGGACGCUCUGGGGCAGGGCACCCAUCUCAUCUCCCCAUGCUCUCUUAUUGCAGUGUGCCUCUAAAUGUCAAAACCCCAGAGGAUGGAGGGACAACAUGGUAUGCUGGCAUCACACCCUGGAGGUGUUAAGUCUAGGCAUCUGUAGCAUCACAGUUUCUCUGUGCCAAUCUGGUGUACCAACUCAGGCCACUUGACUAUGAAGUGUCAGAGAACCUAAGAGCAGCCCGUUUGACUCCAGGCUUCAUUGACUGUUGCUGGCAAAGGGUAGGUCAGCAACCUGACCCGACUCCCACUGAGGAAUAAAAAUGUGUGCUGGUCCAGGCUGUACUGUGAGCUUGGGGAACCAGAAGGUAUCUACUGGUCCAAGCUGAACUAGUCCAGGCUGUAAGGCAGGCUGCAUUGGUUCAGCAUUGACGUGCUUUAAUCAUAAAUGACUUUGUCUGUUUUCACCCUAAUGAGAAAACAGCCCUUUGUAGCUUAGCUCAGCUAAAAUCCAUUGUGUGACACAUAAUUGAAAUCCUUGCUUCUUGCUCCUGGUUCUAUCUACAAUGUUAAUCAUUUAAUUGAAUCAAUUAUUCAUUUAGUCCUUAAUCAUCUGUAAUUUAAUCAUUGAUGAAAAAUGAGUAUCUUACAGUUUUCUAUCUGUAAAACCAGAAUGGCUGGGACUCUCCAGGAACAGAAGUGAGGAUGUAUUUAGCGUGGUGUAUUCAGUCACCAUUCUCCAGCUGUUGGCAGCAGCUCAGAGUACUGCUUGAACUGGAAUGAAGGUCCGAUUGGUUUGUAACUAUGUACUGGGAAACUGGAGUCUUGUUGGGUUAGUUCAGAAAUUAAAUGAACUGCAUGGUGAGUUCUGGAGUGGCUGACCAAGACCAACAUUUGACCCUGAUCCUAAUUCUGCCAUCUCCAGAUUCCCAGCAGAGUUGGCAGCUUCCCUCGACAGCUGAUGUCAUGCACUUUUUAUUUGCCCCUCCACUCACCUCAAAACCAGGCAGCUGUUUCAAACUUUUCACCUGUAGCUUCUGAACAAAAGCUGAAACUGGGGGGGGGAGCAAAGACUGGGGUUCUUGCAUAGCGCCUCUAUCUUGGGGAGAGCCGAGCUUGCGCUGUGGAACAUCUUCAAUGGUUUUGGGAAAAUGGAGAGGAGAAAGAUCAUUCAUUUGCUUUCCACUGCUCACCUGCACGUGGGUCCUCCUUGGCAUCAGGCCCUUUACCAGAGAGACAGUGUCACCCUCACACACUCUGGAAGUGGCCAAACGGACUGAGAAUAUGCGAGAUUCUGGAGAAUCGCAAGUGCCUGGAGAGCGUGCACUGCUUCUGGGCUGGGAUUCGGACCAUUCCUGCCCUAAUGUCCUGGCCAGCACAAUGCAUCUCUUGAGAACCCCCAGAAAUCAUAUCAGGUCUCUCUUAACAAAGCAUUGCAUAAAAAAGUGCCAAAAACCCUCCUCCCUUUUGUAGUCACUUUUGUUCGUCUGGAUGCUAGUAGCUAAUUGACCUGAGAAGCUCGUCCACCCGUUUCAUAGAAAAAGAAUCCAGUGUAUCAGCAAUGAUAAAUUCGUAGCCUGUUCCAAUCACUGACGAUGCUAGUGCUUGCAAGGGGAUUGGCACACCACUGCUUGUGCAGAACUUGUGCUUGCUCUCAGGCAUGAGACUAGAGAAGCUGUUUGCCUCCGGCAGAAAAUACUGCUGCUUCUUUCCAGCUCUACCCCUGGCUUUGUGAUUGGAGACAGGCUGUAAUAAAAGAAGAUGUCAUUGUGUAGAAGUUAUAGCAGUAGCACAGACACAAACACUGCGGCAACUCGUAGGGCCUGUACAUCUUGCAGGGCCUGAUACAGAGCAGUUCAGGUGGCUGAUGUUUAGCCCCGUGGUGUGGGAGGAGUUGUGGGCAGCUCCACAUGUGGUUGUUUGUAUAUGACGGGGUUCUGUGCUCGCCAGCAUGUACUCGAAAGACUGUAAUGCUUAAGCGUGCUCCUCGAGGGCAGUGGUCCAGCAGAGUGCGCAGGUCUGUUCAACUCGCCAUCGGCAGAGGAAGACGGUUAAGUGAGUUUAGUUAAAGCCUCGUGGGACUAAUUUCCCCCUCGUCCCCAUGGGAAGCAGACCUAAGCCCUGCUCGACCUUGCGAAAAGCUUUGGAGAAGAACGACAGCCAACAGCUCGAACCCCUGUUGACAGGAGGAGUGAACGCUGGCCUCGACAGGGCAGCAUGGCGAUGUGCUCGCUGCGAGGGACUGACUCUGGCCUGGCCCUUGGGACCUCAGGACGGUACAGCUGAGGAGUGUACAGAGAACCAGACCCCCCCGCAGGGCUGGGGCCAUGUGGACUAGAAGCUCCAGGCGAGCCGUCCCCAUGAGUUUCAGUCCUUGGCAACUCCAGUGAUCUUUCACGUUUGCCUCGAGCCUCUGACUUGGCCUUGGGGCUUGGUUUGGAAAGGGGGGUUAGGGUAUGAGCAAAGUGGUCGGAACAAUGUGUACAUUUUUUUUUAAAAAGAACCGUUGUAUAUUUGAUACUUUAAUGUUUUUUUUUUCUAUAAGGUACAGUUCUCCUUUUAAACAUUUUAUUUUAAAAAACUGUAAUCUAAAUAACUGUUUACGCACUUGAGGGGUUUUGAAUUUUUGGAAUUAACGCUGUUUACCGUUGAAGGGUCUGGGCAAACGUAUGUACAUAACAAUACAACGAGUGCAGAACUCCGUUCAGACCUGCCAGACCUGCAGCUCUGGGUUGAAGUGGUCACAUGCGAACCCAGGUCUUUAAGGCUAGCUGAGGAGGCUCGUUCUGCCCUGCUUUUGGGCUGAUAGAGGGACAGUGUGUCCUUGGGGACAGGGCUAGUGGGAAUGUCCUCCUCCCCCGAGGCAGGAAUCGGCUCAGCAGUGAUGGGAUGAGCAUGAGGAGGAAGGUGGAGUUCCAAACACUGGAAGAGCAGGAGUUCACCAGCUGUUAUUUGGACGGUACUGACGUGCGCUAACUCUGUGAAUAUCACAGGGGAGCCGAUAGUUGCCUACGCUGUUCCUAAGGAGUACAGUUGUCUGGAGCAUUGGAAGUGUCCUACCUCCUUCCCCAGGGGCAGGAACAGGUGGGUGGGGCUGAGAAUUGCUGCUGAGCAGAGCUCUGAAGAAAGCAAGCAGGGACCUUCUGAACGCAGAACCCUGCUUUAUUGCGUUCUGGCAGAUGUGCCUCUCCUCCAGCACGCAAGUCAGACAGUUGACACAUAAAAUAAAUACAGGAAACAAGUCAACUGCCGUCAUAAAAGAUAAUAGGCCAAGACUUGAAAAACCCAUUUCAAAGAGCUACAUACAAUUAAGCGCCUCAUAAAGGAGUAGGUUUUGUCAUUUACACUUUUAAUUUUUUGACAAAGCACAUUCUGUGUAUUUUGCAUAAUAUUCAGCUAAUUGCCCAGGUUACAGUAGCCCUUGAUCUACUCAAACAACUGCUUCUGAAAAAACUCCUCAAAAUAGUUCACGUAGUUCAGGGUCAGGAAAUGCAGGUUGGUGUUGCACAUCGAACGCACAGUGGAGCACUGGGCUCUGCAGCCUGUGUGACCCUCAACUACUUCUCUGCGGUUUAUUUUCUAUCGCAUUCGAACAGGAGGGGUCUUCUCAGAACAACAUUUUUGCCUCCUGGGAAAACAGGAGCUGCAGUGUCUGUUUUGUUCAGAUUACUCUGUAUUUAAGGCACAAAAAUAAUAAAGAAGUCUUUAUCCAGUU
This is a messenger RNA of Lepisosteus oculatus (spotted gar), 7859 nucleotides long. RefSeq names its product erb-b2 receptor tyrosine kinase 2 (gene erbb2). The record is from RefSeq and is a predicted model, not a curated record. Gene Ontology annotation, biological process: neuron differentiation; positive regulation of kinase activity; neurogenesis. Gene Ontology annotation, molecular function: ATP binding; transmembrane receptor protein tyrosine kinase activity. NCBI's taxonomy places the organism in Eukaryota, Metazoa, Chordata, Actinopteri, Semionotiformes, Lepisosteidae. Gene Ontology annotation, cellular component: signaling receptor complex; basal plasma membrane; plasma membrane.